Exophiala oligosperma is the source of this 1669-nucleotide messenger RNA. RefSeq lists its product as uncharacterized. The record is from RefSeq and is a predicted model, not a curated record. Bases 120 to 1346 code for a protein of 408 amino acids. Lineage: Eukaryota; Fungi; Ascomycota; Eurotiomycetes; Chaetothyriales; Herpotrichiellaceae. The transcript has a single exon. Gene Ontology annotation, molecular function: dioxygenase activity.
CUUCUUUUCUGUGUCUCUAAAACCGACUUUCGACACACACUCAUCUUAUUCAGAUCUUUCCACAAAACGAGGUCAUCUUGAUUCGUAUACCACACACAUUCAAUCCCCGUGCCUUCAAGAUGGCGACCUCCACGAUCACUCCACAACCAGUGCCGGAUCCGUUAUCAUCGACCUACGUACCGUUCAAGUCACAACCUUCCAUUCUCGAGGAGGUUGCUGCAAACCAACAACAACUUCGUGAUCGCCUAGCCGGGGCGCUUUUCCGACCACCUCCAGACGUGCCGGCUGAAUCGCUCCCCACGGUCCCUUUGAUCGACCUUGGGCCAUCGUUCGACGGGACUCUCGAAUCUCGAAAGGCUGUCGCUGCUCAGAUCCGUGAAGCAUGCGUCUCGUCUGGCUUCUUCCAGAUCAGCAACCACGGCAUCACUUCUGAAGCCAUGGCCGGUGUUCUCAAGCAAGCAGAACGCUUCUUCAAGGAGAUGACCCAGGAACAGAAAGAUGCCAUGCACGUCAAGCUGUCCCCUUUGUUCCGUGGCUACGAGCCACAUGAUUUCUCCUAUGUCAACCCGGACGACGAAGGCUCCCAACAAGAAACCAAGGAGUGCUUCAACUGGGGUUAUGAAUCUGCUAUGGACCCGACGGGCGGCGACGGCCAGUACCGUGAUCUCGACGGCUCCGCGCCCGCCGGUGAGCAUUCGGGCAAUAUUUGGCCUCUCGAGAAAGAUCUCCCGGGCUUCUACGAUGCCAUCAAGACAUACUACGGUCAGGUAAUGACCUGCUCACGGCAUCUGAUCCGACUGUUUGCCCUGUCGCUGGGCCUGAACGAGGACUUUUUUGACUCGCUAGUCACUCACCCCGGCGGUGUUGCCAGACUGCUCUACUACCGGGGCAUCCCCGAGCCUGAAAAUGCGCACCAGAAGUCUGAGGAAGAUGUCGAGAACGACGCGAAACUAGGUCUCGGCGCCCACACGGAUUACGAAUGCUUCACUAUGCUUCUCAACUCCGCGAACCCGGGGCUUGAGAUCCUGUUUCCGCCCAGCCCUAUCACGGGUAACAAGCCCAUCUGGCGACCAUGUCCGGUCCGUCCCGGUACUCUCACUGUGAACGUUGCAGAUUUCUUCAUGCGCUGGACGAAUGGACUGUACAAGUCGACCAUUCAUCGUGUGGUGAGCAAGCCCGGUGGUGGCGAGAGAUAUUCUGUGCCAUAUUUCUUCAGUAUAAACUACGAUAGUGAGGUUCAGCCGCUGCCCGAGAAAUGCGUGGGCAAGAGCCAGUUUCUGCCGAUGAAGGCGGGAGAGUACGUCCUGGAGAGACUGAGAGCCACUGUUCCACAAACGGACAAGUGAACAUGACCAGGGUUUCAUUCUACGAGGAGGUGGAGAUGAGCAUGAUACUAUCGAUGUUACUGCACGGCUGAACUGAUUACAGCAGGCAUUGUUCGCAAUUCUACUGAGUGUCUGGCGUAACAACAGCCUUUUAGAUCACUGCUGUGAUGCACAGCUUCUGUAUAUAUUUGAGAGGUGUAACGUAAAAAGGGUGGACAGUCUUGCCUGGUACGGGAAGGAGAGCUGAUAUGCCGUCUCAGGGCAGCAUGACCAGGGGAAAUCCAAGUUGUUUCCAUGGGCAAUCGUUGCCAUUAGAAUGAACAAGCGAACAACAUGAGCAGUCG